This is a messenger RNA of Funneliformis geosporum, 645 nucleotides long. The record is from the annotation of a GenBank genome assembly. NCBI's taxonomy places the organism in Eukaryota, Fungi, Glomeromycota, Glomeromycetes, Glomerales, Glomeraceae.
AUGUUUUUUCGACCUGCACACGAGAUUUUGGAUGAGGCAUCGGAUAUUAUAAAAUUUCAACAGAACAAUACGAUUUCAUUGAUUGAAUUUUUGAAAGACAAAGUGAUUCAACAAAGUCAAAUGCUCGACAUUACACAAAAAGAAUUACAACAAUAUAAAGAAAUUAAAAAGCUCCCUAAAUCAUCAACUCCGAAAUCUCAAAGUUGUAAUGUUACACCAACUCGGACGCGUCAACCAAUUACUCCAAUUCCACCUAGACGUUUAUCAUUACCAAUCUCAACGGCUUCACCAACGAUUCAACUCAAACAACAUGAACCUCAUGAUUGUUAUUCACAACAAGGAUAUUCAAGUAAUCAUAACAUAUCUCGUAACCAAGCAUUUAGUCAAUCAAGAACUAUGAUGCCACCACCUAUAGAAAGUUAUUCGGCUUCUUUUUCCGAAAGUAACUAUCCCCGAGCAUCUACUCCGCGUGUGACGUGGAAACAGUUACAUAAUACGCAAUCGAUGUCAAAUGAUCAUCCACCUCAAACGCCUUCGAAUUAUCCCAUACCAAGGCAAUUUCAAAAUACUUCAGAUAAUUUUAUAACUCCUCAACGGAUUCCUAUGAAGAGGGAUCGAAGAGCGUGGCUAGGAUUGAAUAAAUAA